AUGACGAGGCGCAGGGCAGUGCGACACUACACGUACGAGCCCGAGGAGGACAAGGAGCAGGUUCCCACCGGGGGCAGGAAGGCAGCCCGAGGCGGCGAACUUGGCAAGACGAGGAACGGGACCGUCACAGCGCCUACCUCGAGGACCGAGUCGGCAGCAGGAGCGGUCAGGCGCGCACCGUCGAAACGCCUGCGAGGACUCGCUCCCGAUGCUACCUCGACUCCUCUCAGCCCCAUCCUCAGCAGCACCGCCCAUCUUUCGCCCCGCAAGAGCCAGAAGAACCGCUCGACUGCGCAAGCUCGUCCUCCGCCGCCCGCUCCUCGCUCCCUCUCCCUCGCAGACCUCCCCGCCGAGAUUCUCGAGCGCAUCGGCGAGUACCUGCUCCCCGUCAUCUCGCCGAGCUGGCCGGACGGAUCGAGGACGAUGUCGAAGGAAUGGACCGGCCGCGUCAAGGACCUGCUCGCGAUGAGGUCGACUUGCAGGGCGACGUGGACGGGCCUCUCGGCUCUCGUGCAUCGCUGCUGGGGCGUUUGCAUGCAAGAACCGGCCUCCGAAGGUUCUGCAGCGUCCCCCCUGGACACGAUUGUCAAGGGGAGGGGCCGGGAAGCAUUCGUCGUGCCCGCCAGUCGCAUCCGCCAGUUCAGCGUGAGCCUGACCCCUGACGGUAUUGCGACAACGGAGCUGCGGGUGCCCAACUUCGACAACGACCUCAGGCUGCUGGACAGAAUGGUCCACAUGUAUCGCCUCGAGUCCUUCGCCUACGUUUACAGCGACGAAGAUCGGGUCGUCGAGCGUUCGCCGUACCAGACCAAGGUUAUCGAGAUUGGUGUCCUCGAAAUCCUCGCAGAGCUGCCGCUCGUGCGAGACUUGUACUUCUGCGGCGUCCGUUUCGAGGGCGACCUUGCCGAGGCGCUCAAGGAUGUCCCUAGCGAUGAAGAGGACGAGUCCAUCGACGGCGAGGGUGACGACCACGAUAAUCUUUCGACCGACGACGAGAUGUCCUGGGCGGACAACGAGACGCCGUUCCCCGCCCUCCGCCGGAUCACCCUGAACACCUGCGACGACUCGAUGCUCCAGCUCCUCCGCCUCAACCUCCCUCUCGAAGAAGUCCGCAUCUGGCGCGACUUUGCGACGCCGCUCAAUGUUCCGGCGCUCGCGGACUGGUGGCCGCCCUCGCUCUGGCAGACCGUCGAGGAAGUCGAUGUCGUCGGGAUGACGGGAGUAACUGGACGCCGCGUGCUUGAUGAGUGGCUCAACAGUCUCAUCCUCACCCGCUCGCUCCAGCCGCCCGUCUUCGUCCCCCUCCGCUCGCUCCGCAUCUCCGAGCCGCACGACCUCUCGGUCGUUCGCCGCGACGUCCUCCUCUCGUUCGCUCUCCUCCCGCAACUCCACCACCUCACCUUCUUCGUCUGGAACGAGCGUGCGUUCGGCCCGAGCCUCGUCAAGGAGAUCCACGAGGCGUUGCCGGACCUCGAGGAGCUCGGUAUCGGGCUCGAGUCGGAGCAGCUGAGUUGGUGGCAAGGCUCGCUCCACGACUGGAGCACGGCACUCGCCUUGUUCCGUAACUUGCGCGUCUUUACGUGGAACUACUCGCCUUACGCCGACCUCGACUUCGACGACACGCGCCGCUACACCACGCCCCUCGUCCGCUCGACCUUCUUCCCGCAACUCCCGAACCUUGUUCAACUGCGAUGGUUCGGCCACUUUCUCCACCUCCGCCGCGACGCCUCGACGGGCUGGUGGAACUGGUUCGAUGACGACCACAGGAUCGUCCCGCCUUUGCCGGCGUGGGCGGAAGAGCGACUCGCUGCCAAGGUGGUCAAGGUUUGGUCGAGCAGCUCGACCAGCAACGCGAAGCAGUUCGGCAUCCGCACCAAGCCACGCCAGCCGCUUGCGGAGCUCGACAUCGCCUUGCGAGACCCGAAUUCGCCCUCACUGUACACGGAGGACUCGUCUUCGGGGGCUUCAACCUCGUCUAUCGCUGACUGGCUCGAAGACGCCCCUGAGUUCGAGGAGCAGUAUGGAAUGGCGAGGAGGAGCGAGACCUCGAUGCUUGACAGGCUGAGGGCGACGAAGGCGGCGGAGAAGGGGAAAGGCAGGGCGGCGGCGGAAGAGGAGGAGGGUCAGGAGACGUUCUGGUCGGAUGAGGAGGCGGGCGACGACUCGGGCUUCGUUGAGGCGGCCAGGCACUUGGAGACGGAGGGUUGGAGCAACGAGGAGUGGUAG
Molecule: messenger RNA, 2226 nt
Organism: Rhodotorula toruloides NP11
Lineage: Eukaryota; Fungi; Basidiomycota; Microbotryomycetes; Sporidiobolales; Sporidiobolaceae
Exons: 5
Coding region: 1-2226 (741 amino acids)
Source: RefSeq, a predicted model, not a curated record